Messenger RNA from Vigna angularis (adzuki bean), 754 nucleotides. RefSeq names its product cypmaclein. Bases 231 to 572 code for a protein of 113 amino acids. The transcript has 4 exons. Lineage: Eukaryota; Viridiplantae; Streptophyta; Magnoliopsida; Fabales; Fabaceae. The record is from RefSeq and is a predicted model, not a curated record.
GUUUUUCUUGUGAUCUCAUAUGCAGCUAAAGCAUCACACAGCUGUGCACUGACCAUACUAACCAAUAAAACCAAAAGUGAUGAAAGCUUCCAAAAUAGCUCAUUUUAGAGCACUCGUCAUCUCAAUCCUGUGAAUUUCCUUUUUCUGUUGCCUGUAAAGUCUUUUAAGAGAUAAAGGUAAAAAUUCAUAUAUAAAUUCACCUCUUCUUCACUUCAUCAACCCACCACAACAUGGACUUCAGACUCUUUAUUCUUGCUCUUCUUCUGCUGCUACAGGCUUUUGCAGAAGCUUCAUCCAACAGCACUGGAGUGGCCAGUUUUCUUGAAAAUACAAAUGGAGGAAGUAAGAACGUGGAUCUGAAGAACCAAGAUUUCCAGUUGCACAAAAUCAAUUGCAAGUAUGAAUGUUCUAGAAGAUGCAGCAAAGCAUCAAAAAGAAAGAGAUGCAAAAGAGCAUGUAAGUCAUGUUGUCACAGAUGUCACUGCGUGCCACCUGGUACCUAUGGUAACAAAGAUCUUUGCCCUUGUUAUGCACGCCUCAAGACUCACGGAAAUAAGCCUAAGUGCCCUUAAUAUUAUUAUUAUUAUUAUUAUUUCCAUUCAUGUCUCUUUCUAUCUUCUCAAACCUAAGCGUAUCCUUUGUGUUGCGAGUGAACUUUGUAAUAAAAUAACUAUUUUGUUGUAUAACAAAGAGAGAUUGUGUAUCUGAUCUAGAGAGUGUUUUGUAUUAAAUGAUUAAUUUUCCGGAGUGAUUA